Messenger RNA from Brassica napus (rape), 1047 nucleotides. Its product is annotated as protein NSP-INTERACTING KINASE 2-like. The coding region runs from base 160 to 945 and encodes 261 amino acids. Gene Ontology annotation, molecular function: protein binding. The record is from RefSeq and is a predicted model, not a curated record. NCBI's taxonomy places the organism in Eukaryota, Viridiplantae, Streptophyta, Magnoliopsida, Brassicales, Brassicaceae. The transcript is spliced from 8 exons.
AGAAAAAACAUUCUCGAGGAAUAAGCAUCUCAUUCACGGGAACCAGAUUUUCUUGCACACCACAAAUCUUCUCUCGCCUUAGUUGUCAUUCAAUCUUUUUGUCUAUACGCUAACACACAAGUCUGAGUGCAAGGAAAACAAGUUUUGAUUCAGACAAAGAUGGUGCUUAGAAAAAAAGAAAAGAGUUAUGCGUUGUUCUCUUCAAUCCUCUUCUGCAUCGUUUUCCUCUUUCUUUCUCCUGCAGAGCUUACAUACGUUUUUAACUAUGAAGAAAUCAAGAGCUCACUGACUGAUCCUCAUGGAGUUCUAAUGGACUGGAACAUGGCAGCGGCUGAUCCUUGUAGCUGGAACUUGAUCACUUGCUCUCCUGAUAAUUUUGUCCCAAGCAUAGAAGCUGCAAACCAGAAUUUUUCAGGAACUCUUCUUGCACCAAGUAUUGGCAAUUUAACAUAUCUUGAGACUGUGCUAUUGCAGAACAAUUACAUCACAGGAAAUAUCCCUCCAGAGAUUGGGAAACUGAUGAAACUCAAAACACUUGAUCUCUCUAACAAUAACUUCAGUGGCCAACUCCCAUCUACUCUUUCUCAUUCCAAAAGUUUUCAGUACUUGAAGCUGAACAAUAACAGCCUGACAGGAACAAUUCCUACCUCGGUGGCAAACAUGACCCAACUAAUUCUUUUGGAUCUAUCUUACAGCAACUUGAGUGGACCAGUUCCAACCUUACAUGCCAAUACAUUCAACGUAAUGGGCAAUCCUCAGAUAUGUUCAACUGGAACCGAGGAAGAGUGCAACGAGACUCAUCCUAAACCAAAGUCACUUAUCUUCAGCAGUUCUGACCCAUCUGAUGGAGGAACAAUAAACCAGAAAUUCGCGGUACAAUUCGGUUUAAGCCUUGCAUGUAUUUGCUUGUUGAUCGAUCAUUCAUUAGCUUUGGUUUUUAUUUAGAUUAAACUGUAUUAGAAGAUUGUGAUAAUAAUGAUGUAAAAGCUUAGACUUUAUUUGGGAAUUUUACCAUGUAUAAUAAAUACUAAAGUUAUGGAAUGUCAA